Molecule: messenger RNA, 1778 nt
Organism: Megalops cyprinoides (Indo-Pacific tarpon)
Lineage: Eukaryota; Metazoa; Chordata; Actinopteri; Elopiformes; Megalopidae
Gene: lyar
Product: Ly1 antibody reactive homolog (mouse)
Exons: 9
Coding region: 425-1687 (420 amino acids)
Biological process (GO): rRNA processing; negative regulation of transcription by RNA polymerase II
Cellular component (GO): nucleolus
Molecular function (GO): DNA binding
Source: RefSeq, a predicted model, not a curated record
CAUCCAGUGCGCUAUCAUCUUCGAAGUAGGGUGCACUGUGAAACAUUUUUUUCGGAUUUAUAUCGGAAUUUAUCCUAUUACAAUGAUCAACCGAAAAUUUCACCGCAUGCCGCUCGCAGUCCAAAGAUAUAAUGAUACCCAAAUCUCCUCUGCUAAAUUUAUAGGAUUAGCAAUCGCUAAGGCUCAGAUGGGAACUAUGUCAAUCUAGCGACAUGUUUCUGUGGGGAAUAAACAAGGUAACACACGAUCGCGGAGGAACGCAACGUGAUCCGAUUGCCGAGGAAACAUACCGCUUGCUGAAAGUAUAGACAGUCAGACACUCGUAAUCACACACAUUCCGUGCUCUUGGUUUAUCCCGUAGUUUGGCCUUGGAAGGGAAAGGAGACUGUUCUUGGCGAGUUUGGAAGCACUGCUCCAGGGCGCUAUGGUGUUCUUCACUUGCAACGCGUGUGGCGAGUCGCUGAAGAAAGCCCAAGUCGAGAAGCACGUCAACAUCUGCCGAGGUUGUGAAGUUUUAUCCUGCAUUGACUGCGGAAAAGACUUUUGGGGCAAUGACUAUAAAAACCAUGUCAAAUGCAUCAGCGAGGACCAGAAGUAUGGAGGCAAGGGCUAUGAAGCCAAGUCCAACAAGGGCGAUGUCAAGCAGCAACAGUGGAUUCAACGGAUUCAUGAAGCAAUGAACAAGCCAGGGAUCAGUCCCAAGCUGAAAGAUGUCUUGAAUCAAGUCAGCUCUUACGACAAUGUUCCAAGGAAAAAGGCUAAGUUUCAGAACUGGAUGAAGAACAGCCUUAAGAUCUAUAACACGAGCUUGUACGAUCAGGUGUGGGACAUCUUCUCUGAGGCAACCAGCACUGGCUCCAGCUCCACACAGCAGAGCGCACCCAAUCAGCCUGCCGAGAGCCAAGCGGAGAGGACCCUAAGCACACAGGCACAGCAGAAUGGCAGCGAGGAGGUUGCUCCCACGGAAAAGAAGAAGAAUAAACGAGAACGCAAAGAGGAGAGGCAGAAGAAGAGUAAGAAGAAGAAGGGAGGGGAGAACAGCGUAGAGGAAGAGCCACAGCAGCAACAGGAAGACAACACCGCGGAGGAACAGAAGAAGAAGAAGAAGAGGAAGAAGGGAGAGGAGAAUGGCAUCGUGGAGGAGGAAGACACCACAGAAAAACAGAAGAAGAAGAAGAAAAAGAAAGGACAAGAGAAUGGUGUCAAGGAAGAGCCACAGCAGCAACAGCAAGAGGAAGACAUCACAGAGAAACAGAAGAAGAAGAGGAAGAGGAAGAGAGGUGAAGAGGAGUCCUCUGCGGGAAAGAAGGAAGGCGGAAGAGAGAACGGACACAGCCUCGAAGAGGAGACGGCCCCCAAGAGACCAAAGAAGUACAAAGGGGACUCUUCAGAAGAUGCCUUGAACACCACAGCGGAGGAGCAGAUGGCUGCGGGGGAUGCUGAAUGCGAAUCAGAUGUCAAAGGUAAAUUCAACUGGAAGGGAACGAUAAAAGCCAUUCUGAGACAGGGACCUGAGGAGGGAGUGCCAGUGAAGAAACUCAAGAAGAAGGUUUUGGCAGCGUACUACUCUUUCACUGGAGAGGGGAAUCACAGGUCAGAGGAGGAGCUGCUCUCCCUCUUUAACAAAAAAGUCAACAAUAACCCAAAGUUUCGAAUUUUGAAGGAAAAAGUCAGGCUAGUAAAAUGAUCGUGUAGGUCGCGGCAGAGUGUGUCAUAUGAACAGAGUCCCACAUUCUUUAGUUUCUGUGUUUCACAGACAGCUGUAUCUAUUAUGGUCC